UAAAUAUAAAAUAAUAUAUGGUGUAAAUUAUCCAAAUAUUUCCUAUUUUUCAUGGUGUAGUUUUCCUCUUUUGGUGAUUAAAGAAAGAGAAGGUUCCAUGGAUACAAGAGAGAGAAGUCUUAGAAUAGCAAUGUUACCAUGGCUAGCUCAUGGUCACAUAGCUCCUUUUAUAGAGCUAGCCAAAGCACUUUCCAAGAGAAAUUUCUACAUAUACAUAUGUUCCACACUAGUCAAUAUCAAUUCAUUCAAACAAACAAUAUCUGAAAAAGAUUCAAUUUUAAUAAAGAUAGUGGAAAUUCACCUUCCAAAUUUGCCAGACCUUCCUCCUCACUAUCACACUACCAAUGGCCUCCCACCCCAUCUCAUGUCCACUCUAAAAAAUGCCAUGGACAUGGCCCAACCUAGCUUUUUCCAUAUCCUUAGUACUUUGAAACCAGAUUUAGUUGUGUAUGAUUUUCUUCAGCCAUGGGUUCCAACUAUGGCUGCUUCACUGAAUAUACCCUCCGUAUUGUUCCUCACCCCUGGUGCAGCAGCUAGUUCUUAUCAUUCUCAUAUUGGUAGAAAGAAACCUGUUUCUGAAUACCCUUUUCCAUCCAUUUACCUAAGAGAUUAUGAGUACAAUAGGAAUAGACAAAUGUUUGAACCAACAGAAGAUGAUGAUGAUGGAUUUACUGAUACACAGAGAAAAGUCAAUGCAUGCACAGAUGAAUCAUCUGAAAUCAUCUUGAUCAAGUCAAUCAGAGAACUAGAAGGAAAAUACAUUGAUUUUCUCUCAAAUUUAAACAAUAAGAGGUAUGUUCCAGUUGGACCUCUUGUUAGAGUAGCAGACACAGAUAAUGAGCAUUCAGAGAUCACCGAGUGGUUAAACAGCAAAGAAAGAUGCUCCACAGUUUUUGCUUCAUUUGGUAGUGAAUAUUUCCUAUCCAAGGAGGAAAUGGAAGAACUGUCUUUUGGUCUAGAGCUUAGCAAGGUGAAUUUCUUGUGGGUGAUUAGAUUCCCAGUUGGACAAAAAAUCAGCCUCGAAGCAGCUCUUCCAAAGGGUUUCCUUGAAAGAGUUGGGAGCAGAGGAAAAGUAGUACUAGGAUGGGCACCACAACUAAGUAUAUUAGGACAUUCAAGUAUAGGAGGAUUUGUGAGUCAUUGUGGAUGGAGUUCAGUAAUGGAAGUGCUUAAACUUGGAGUUCCAAUUAUAGCCAUGCCAAUGCAUCUUGAUCAGCCAUUAAAUGCAAAGUUGAUAGUAGAUGCAGGGGUAGGAGAAGAGGCUGUUAGGGACAAAGAUGGAAACAUUGACAGACAUGAAGUGGCAAAGAUUAUAAGGAAAGUGGUGGCAGAGAGAAGUGGGAGAAGGUUGAGAAAAAAAGCAAGAGAGCUCAGUGACAUAUUGACGAAUAAUGGAGAGAACGAAAUAGAUGAAGUUGUGGAAGAGUUGUUGAACCUGUGUCUUGACACUAGAACUAUAGUGUAAAUAAGUAUUUCUUGAAGUAGUUGUCAGGUAUUUGCCAUCAUUUUGCUCUGUUUUACUUGUUGACAAAGUAUUACUUGUAUCUAUAUAUAUAUUCCUCUUUCAUUGAGACGAAUAAAAGUACCUCUUUCAUUGAGACGAA
This is a messenger RNA of Capsicum annuum, 1604 nucleotides long. Its product is annotated as UDP-glucosyltransferase 29. The coding region runs from base 98 to 1465 and encodes 455 amino acids. The transcript is spliced from 2 exons. Gene Ontology annotation, molecular function: UDP-glycosyltransferase activity. NCBI's taxonomy places the organism in Eukaryota, Viridiplantae, Streptophyta, Magnoliopsida, Solanales, Solanaceae. The record is from RefSeq and is a predicted model, not a curated record.